This is a messenger RNA of Passer domesticus (house sparrow), 5331 nucleotides long. RefSeq names its product cyclin dependent kinase 17 (gene CDK17). The coding region runs from base 438 to 2048 and encodes 536 amino acids. Gene Ontology annotation, molecular function: ATP binding; cyclin-dependent protein serine/threonine kinase activity. The transcript is spliced from 18 exons. Gene Ontology annotation, biological process: protein phosphorylation. NCBI's taxonomy places the organism in Eukaryota, Metazoa, Chordata, Aves, Passeriformes, Passeridae. Gene Ontology annotation, cellular component: cytoplasm; nucleus. The record is from RefSeq and is a predicted model, not a curated record.
GCCCGCAGCGGGGACGCGCAGCCCAGCCCGGCUCGCCUCGGCUCGCCCCUUCCUCGCACACCCCCGCGGCCCGGCUCGGCUGACGCUCUCGGCACCGCCAGCGGCCGGCCGGGCGGCUCCCGAGCACGGCCUGCGGCCGCUCUCCGCUGGCGGCGGCGGGGAGCCGCGGCGAGGAGAAAGCUGCCGCUGCGGCGGCGGCGGCGGGGGGAGCAGCCAUGUUGGAGCGGGGAAUAAAGUGACUUUCCUCGGGGAGGGAGCGCGGCCGGCGGUCCGGCGAAGGCUCUCGAGCGGCGAGGGGAGGGGGAUUCGGCUCCCGGCGGCCGGAUACCGCUCCUAGGCGGAGGAGAAGGGGAAGGAGAAGGGGCAAAGGAACCGCCCCCGGACCCGCGAAGCUCCGGCGCUGCUGGCUUCCUUAAGCCAGACUCAAUAUCGAUAGAAUGAAAAAAUUUAAGAGAAGACUUUCCUUAACCUUGCGAGGAAGCCAGACCAUCGAUGAAUCGCUGUCUGAGCUAGCAGAACAAAUGACAAUUGAAGAAAACAGCAGCAAAGAUAAUGGUGUGAGUAAUAAUGGAAGGAUCAGCUACGGUAAAGUGCAGCCCAUUGUGAAGAAUGGCAGGCCUCCAACGUCUCACAGCAUGCAUUCAUUUCUCCACCAAUACACGGGAUCUUUCAAGAAGCCCCCUUUACGGAGACCACACAGCGUCAUAGGGGGCAGCCUCGGAUCGUUCAUGGCAAUGCCCAGAAAUGGGAGCAGAUUAGAUAUUGUUCAUGAAAAUUUGAAAAUGGGGUCGGAUGGGGAAAGUGACCAAGCUUCUGGAACGUCAUCUGAUGAAGUUCAGUCUCCCACAGGAGUUUGUCUCAGAAACCGGAUACACAGACGAAUCUCAAUGGAGGACUUGAACAAGCGCUUGUCGCUGCCCGCUGACAUCAGGAUACCCGAUGGCUACCUGGAGAAGCUGCAGAUUAACAGCCCUCCCUUCGACCAGCCCAUGAGUCGGCGUUCCCGUCGGGCAUCCCUGUCAGAAAUUGGAUUUGGAAAAAUGGAAACCUAUAUCAAGUUAGAAAAGCUUGGAGAGGGUACUUAUGCCACAGUUUAUAAGGGGAGAAGUAAAUUGACAGAGAAUCUGGUAGCUCUGAAAGAAAUCCGCCUGGAACAUGAAGAGGGAGCACCAUGCACAGCCAUAAGAGAAGUGUCAUUAUUAAAAGAUCUGAAACAUGCAAAUAUUGUUACGUUACAUGAUAUUGUGCACACAGACAAGUCUUUGACUCUUGUUUUUGAAUACCUGGACAAGGACCUGAAGCAGUACAUGGAUGACUGUGGUAACAUCAUGAGCAUGCACAAUGUAAAGCUAUUUUUAUAUCAGAUUCUUCGUGGUUUGGCAUACUGUCAUAGGAGAAAGGUGCUACAUCGAGAUUUGAAGCCACAAAAUCUACUAAUUAAUGAGAAAGGAGAACUGAAGCUUGCAGACUUUGGAUUGGCAAGAGCGAAGUCUGUUCCUACAAAGACUUAUUCCAAUGAAGUUGUCACAUUAUGGUACAGACCACCUGAUGUUCUCCUUGGAUCUUCAGAGUAUUCAACUCAAAUUGACAUGUGGGGUGUCGGAUGCAUAUUUUUUGAAAUGGCGUCAGGAAGACCUCUUUUUCCUGGUUCAACUGUUGAAGAUGAACUGCACUUAAUUUUCAGACUUCUUGGAACUCCAUGUCAGGAAACAUGGCCAGGCAUUUCUUCCAGUGAUGAAUUUAGAAACUACAACUUUCCUAAGUAUAAACCACAACCUCUCAUCAACCAUGCACCAAGGCUAGACACGGAAGGAAUUGAAUUGAUAGCGAAGUUCCUUCAAUAUGAAUCAAAGAAGAGAAUUUCAGCAGAAGAGGCCAUGAAACAUGCGUACUUCAGAAGUCUCGGAACAAGAAUACACACUCUGCCUGAAAGUGUUUCAAUAUUCAGUCUAAAAGAGAUUCAAUUGCAAAAAGACCCUGGCUUUCGAAAUUCCACUUACCCAGAGCCCGGACAUGGGAAGAACAGAAGGCAGAGCAUGCUUUUCUAAAGGGGGCAGUGCAGAGUCAAGCCCAAGCCUAUCCUGUCGAUCAAGGACUCGGAUCCAAAGGCAGUGCUUUCUGUUGGUGGACUUGGAAUCGCAGUUUGUCUACACUGUCCUCUUAACAGUGGAGUCUUUUUAUUUCCAACCUGCAAAUUAUGUUUUUAUAUUUGUUGUCACAGUGUGACAAUUUUUUGUACAGUUGGUUUUAAGGUCUCCUCUGCCACUAGAGCCAGUAGGUUACAGCUGUUGAUGUAACUGUAGCUGCAAUUUUUGUGCAGGACUGAGAAACACAGUGCAUUAUUUAUUGCGGAAUCAUUGCUGCUAAAUAACUACUGUCUGUAUAGUUAACACAACAGUUCCAUGCCUGAAGAAGUUGCAAUGGCUUUAUAAUAUGUGAAUGCAGCUGUUUCUCUUGAUAAAAUGUUCUACUGCUGCGGGGUUUUUUUGUACUUCUUAAACUGCAGUGUUUCCUGGAAUGUAAACAUAGCUUUGCUUGGCUAUAGGUGAGCCAUCUUUAAUGCUCUAAGUUCUUGGCACUUAAUUCCUUAUUUAACAUUGGAAGUAUGUGUUGAAAUAGUUGAAAAAUUAUAAUGCAUAUUAUGUUUUUGAAAAGCACAUAGUGUGAAGGUUGAUUCAAACAAGUGAAAAGUAACUUUGAUUUGCUCUCAGAUCCUAUGUUAGCUAUUGAUAAAUUAGAGCAUGGAGGCUGGACGUUUUGUCAGGCUUACUCCAGCAUAACAUAUUUGCACAUUGUUGUGCAUAUGGGGCCUGCAGAAACAAUAACUUUUGUACCUUCUUUUUAACUUAGAAAUACAAAUAGUAAAAGGACAAUUCAUAUAUGUUGGACCCUGGCUUACUUUUCAUUACAGAGGAACAGGACAACUAAUUACAUAAAUAUGGGAAUAAUGUCACACUUUUCCCACUUUGUUCCUCUCCCAUUUAUGCAUUAUUCACUUGAAAUCAACUGGAAAGAUGCAAGUUUGUACUUGAGAAGAACUCACUAUGCUACAGAGCUUUUACAAUGGGAACUUAGAGAGUUUUUCAGAUCUUAGAUGUUACCUGUUUUCCAGAGAUAGUAAACAUAUUACUACUAUGCUUAUGCAUCUCAGUGAGUAUCAUAAGUACACCUUUGGUGAUGGUUACAGUAUUUUUAAGCAUUUGUGUUCACCUUUAUGAACCUAUUUGUUUAGUGCAUCUUAAAGAGACUGUAAAUCUUUAUUGGUAUAUUUUGAAAUGGUCAUGUAAAUCUUUGGCUGGUAUAUCAUGAAAAUAGUCAUAGGUAACUUAAUUUUUCCUGACAUUCACUGUAAAACGUUCAGGGGUCCUACCAUUUCUGUUCAGGAAAUCUUGUAGUUUAUUGUUAUUUAACAGUAUUAAGUGAAUUUUUGUAUAUUUCAUUUUAACUUUAUUUGUGAAUAGUGAUUGUGGCAUGUUUGGGGGUGUUUUAUUAAUAUUUCAUUGAUACUAGUAAAUUUGAAUUGGGAUUUUUUUUUUUAAUUUUAUUUUCUGGAAGAGAGAAAUUCAUGUGUAACGGUGACUAUUGGACCACUACUGCUUUUCAGCAUUUGUAAACCGGUUUUACGUUAAAUCUUGUAGACCUAACAAACUGCUGUUAUUUCUAACUGACCGACCUGUAUUAAUAUUGUACUUUUGAAAGUAUAAAUAUUAUGUGGAAUUCUUUGGUUUUGUUUUGAAAUUUAUAAUAACAAAAGCCCUGUGUUGUUAAAAAUACAGACUAAGCGAACUUGCGGUUCUUGGGGCAUUGUUGGCAGCAUUUAGCGAGGUCCGUGCGUUGUGCGAGCCCUCAGGGUCACCUCUGGCUGCUCCUUUGGUUCCUUUGGUGCAGUGGCAGUGGCAGUGCCGUGGCUCAUCCGUGGCCGAGGCUGCUCAGGACCUUUGAGUAGCGUGGUCCAGUCUCACUGCUGGUGAGCCAGCCCUGCGUGUCACACGGCCCGGGAGCGCAGCGUGAGGCUCGGACGCGCGCGGGGCUCCCCUGAUCCCAGUGUGAGCACUACGGGCGUGGCAGAGGCACCGCUGGCGCUGAUGGAAAACCUUGUCCUGAAAUAGUUGUUAUAUAUUUUUUUAUAGUUGCUAUGGAUCUGAUCUAGAUUUUAUACCGAUGAACUUUGUAGGAAAUACGUUGUAGAUGUGACAGUGUUGAAGAAAGAAGUGUCAGAAAAACAUCUUUUUUUACAGAAGUAGUGAAGAUAGACUAAAUGUUCACUAUGGAUAAAUGUGGGAUUUAGCAUUUCUAGAACAGUAGUACUUCAUAGGUCAUAAAAGAACGAGUAAUAAUGUGACACUAAUGAGUAAAGGACUUAAAGGUUUAUCUGGUAAAAUGAAGUGCAUUAAUAAACUUAGAAAGGGAUCAGAUGCAGCUAACAAAAGGAUGUUCCAUUUUAAGUAGGAAUUCAGCUUUUUUGUUACAGAUGAAAAGAUCUUCCAUAAAAUUAAAGCAGUCUGUUUAUAAAGAAUUUUUUCUAAGGACCUACAAGUGAAUCUGUGUUUUUCAUUAGGAGGUAGCUUUAAAGAACAUAUUUAAGAAACUUGGCAUCUGUUGUCAAGCCAGUUUGGGGCUUUUUAAAAUUGUCUGUUACUGAAAUUCAUGCAUCAGCAGAGACAGUUCUGUGGCAGUUGCCCAUUUGGGGCAGUAGUCAGCUAGUCUGAGGUUGCUGGGCAUCUCUGACAUUCUUUCUAUGGAAUUCUGUGCUCUGCCUCCUGCCUGGCAGAGUCAGGUACUACGGACUUGGUUUCACUGUCCCCAGAAACUGUAGGAGUGUUGGCCUUUUUGGGACAAGACCUCAAGAGUGUCAAAAACCAAGCAGAGAGUCACUAACAAUGGAUGACUUUCAGCGUUUGGGGUGACCACCUUUGCUUGACGAUGAGUGAUGAGUUAAUGAGAAAUGGCCUGCAUGUCGUGGCUGAUUUAGGUAGUUAUUUUUAGGAGAUAACUGGUGUGUCCCACCUAGCCCAGGGUAGGGCUGGCAAGGUGUGGGUGUGUGUCAGAGUCAGGUGGGCUGGAAGCCAGGCCAGAGGCAGGUGCUGGUGAUGUGCUUGCAUUCACGUGCGGGUGAAGGUUGAAGGGGAGAGAGGGUGGGUGGAGGAUGGGGAUGGACAGGAAGGGUGGGAGAUGGAAGGGGCAAACCAACAGCUCAGCAAUGCUCUAGUGGAACGUGCUUCUCAACAUGGCUGUGUUAUUUUUGUGCUGCUUUACCACAGCAUUAAGUAGCCAGAGUGUAUCCCUGAAUUGGGCAAUAAAAGUUAAAAUAAACAAUUAUUAAAGAAUCAA